Guyanagaster necrorhizus is the source of this 603-nucleotide messenger RNA. RefSeq lists its product as uncharacterized. NCBI's taxonomy places the organism in Eukaryota, Fungi, Basidiomycota, Agaricomycetes, Agaricales, Physalacriaceae. The record is from RefSeq and is a predicted model, not a curated record. The transcript has 2 exons. The coding region runs from base 1 to 603 and encodes 200 amino acids.
AUGGAAUCGACACCGACAGCUCCCCAAGUGAAACCCAACAUCUUUUCGAAACAUACCAUCGUCCUGGAUCAUCCAGUCUCCAAAGUCUUCCCCAUCCUUGGAACAGCCAAAAACCAAGAGAAAAUCGCACGCGCGUGUUCAUCUUCCUUGCCCAUAACUGCCUUUAGAUUAUUGAACAAAGACGUCGUUGCCAUCCCUCGCAGUACCCCACUCUCCGGAAUACGUGAUGCCCGUGACCUGCCUGCCGCACAGGAAUUCGAGUCUGAGUCCAAGGGCGCCCGUCAGUUGCCGCGACAGUUUUUUGCCUUCACCGAGACGCAGCACAUGCUUUGUCAAACUGUGUCUUGGAAUAUGGGGUUGGAGGCGACGUUGGUGUGGGAUGAGGAAGCGAUGAUGACAUUAUACGAGAGUAGGGUCACUGGAAAAUAUGGUAUUCGUACUUGGAAAUUGAGAGAGAUGGAAGAAAUAGAGGGCGGUAUGAAGACCAGAGUGACGGAGACCCUCGAGGGAGUCUAUUCUGGGUGGAACAGGAAGGUGGUCCAAAAGAAAACGCGGCAAGCACAUGUGAAUCAGAUGGAAUUAUUUCAUACUUUCUUCGAUUGA